AUGGGUUCUGAUCCCGUCAGCUCGUCACCUCCUAGCGGCGCGCUUUCGUUGCCGCCACUGGCGCUGUCUCCGCCGGUUGGCGAGCCGCACCAUUGGAGCGCCACGGCGGCUUCCGCGCUGCAUUCCGUUCCGAGGUACCACUCGCUUGGCAGAGCUCCGUCCGCGCGCACCGCGCGACAACUCCCCUUCCGCCGCCCACGCUCUCUCCCUCCCGCCACGUUCUCUCGCUUCCCUCCUGUCGCGACAGUCCCCUCCGUCGCCCACGCUCACUCCUCCCCACCACGCACGCUCUCCCCCCAUCCAUCGCCCACGCUCACUGCCCGUACUCCGCACACGCUCACUUCCCUCCGUCGCCUAUGCUCCAUCCCCAUCCCUUCCCUCCCCAUCCCUCAUCUCCCCAUCCCUUCCCUCCCUAUCCCUCAUCUCCCCAUCCCUUCCCUCCCCAUCCCUCAUCUCCCCAUCCCGUCCCUCCCCAUCCCUCACCUCCCCAUCCCCGCCUCCCCAUCCCUUCCCUCUCCAUCCCUUCCCUCCCCAUCCCUCACCUCCCAGUCUCUCAACUUACCGUCCCUCUUCUCCCCAUCCCUCUUCUCCCCAUCCCUCUUCUCCCCAUCCCUCUUCUCCCCAUCCCUUCCCUCUCCAUCCCUCACCUCACCAUUCCGGCGUCGGCGCGAGGGAGGGGAAUGGGCAUGGGCGACGGAGGAAGGAAGCGAGGGCGAAGAAGAGGGGACGCUCGACGAAGACGUCAGCGGCGGGAAUGAGAACAAUGUUGACGCAGCGACAGGUGGGAGAGGAGAGGUCGACUCGGCGAGCGAUGGGGAGGGAAAACGAGGGCGACGGGAGGGGGAAAGCGAGGGCGACGGGAGGGGGAAAGCGAGGCCGACGGAAGGGGGAAAGCGAGGUCGACGGGAGGGGGAAAGCGAGGUGGACGGGAGGGGGAAAGCGAGGUCGACGGGAGGGGGAAAGCGAGGUCGACGGGAGGGGGAGGCGGCGAUGGCGACCCGCGAGGCGAGGGUGGUAGGCGGGGAAGAUGCGGUACGCGACGGGCGGGGGAAGCGAGGGCGGCGGGUAUGGGAAGCGAGGGCAACGGGAGGGGAGAAGCGAGGGCGGGCGGAGGAAGCAAAGGCGACGGGCAGGGAGGAGGCGAGGCGACGGGCGGGGAGGAGGUGGUGCGCGGGAAGAGCGAGGGCGACGGGCGGGGGAAGCGAGGCUUCGGGUUUUAACCGCACGCUUAUCAUCCCACGCCACGGCUUCGCCAUCUCCGUGGUGGCGGAGUAUCGCUCCUGCCUCAUGCCACAGUACCCAUCUCCUCCCCAUUCCCACCACCAGGAAGCGUGCAUGCACAUGUACCUGGCCCUGGCGGCGCUUCUCAUCAUCCCACGGCAUGGCUUCGCCAUCUCAGUGGUGGCGGAGCAGAGUACCGAUGGGGCCAUUGUGAACGCCCUAAUACAUCCCUCCCUUCGACCUCCCUCUCCCCCUCCUUCCCUUCCCCCCACCCCCCUUCCUCCCACUCACCCCAACCACCAGGAAGCGUGCAUGCACAUGUACCUGGCCCUGGCAGCCCUAUUGAACCGCACGCUCAUCAUCCCACGGCACGGCUUUGCCGUGUCAGUGGUGGCGGAGUAUCGCUGGCAGUGGGGCGUCAUUGUGAGCGUCCCUCACAUGCGCUCCUGCCUCAUGCCUCACUACCCUUCACCCCUUCCUGCUGCUUCUGCUGGGUCUCCUGGAUCUGCUGCUGGGGCUGCUGCUGCUGCUGCUGCUGCUGCUGCUGGCUCUGCUACUGCUGCUGUCGGUGGUGUUACCUCUGGCAACAGCAGUGGCAGUGAUAGUAGUGAAUGGAUUUGGCGGGCAGCCAAUGGGGAGGUGCCAAGUGUGAUCAGCCAGGACGAGUACGAGGCACUGGAGGGGCGCAAUCUGACUGUGGACCGGAUAGCGUGUGUUGUGCCACACACGUGCCUCUCCCACCCGCAGAUGGUGUUCAAGGCCCUGCCACACAUAUCCUUCGCCUCGCACCUGGAGUACCCCCCUCUCCAGUCCCACCACCGCGAGCUAUUGCAUGUGCUCACACGCACUACCGCCACUUUUCAAUCCCAACCGCAACUCAUUCCUUCCUCCCAUCCCUUCUCGCCUCCCCAUGUGUUCAAGGCCCUACCAGACAGUACCUUUGCCUCGCACCUGGAGUACCCCCCUCUGCAUUCCCACCACCUCGAUGGCCUCCAGCACGUGCAUGCAAACACAGACGCCACUCAUCCAACUCAUUCCUUCCUCCCCCCUUUUAUUGGCCCCUCAUGUCCCCCGCUCCCCAACCAGGUAUUUAAGGCCCUACCAGACAUUACCUUUGCCUCGCACCUGGAGUACCCACCUCUGCACUCCCACCACCUCGACGAGCUCCUGCACGUGCUCUCCAGCACCCAUGCCACAGGCGAGGUGGUUUCUGAGUCAACCCAAGAGGCACAGCAGCAAGGCAUGCAAGAGCCAGCAGCUGCGUUCGCCCUUGCCUCUUCCGCUUCACAUCCCACUGCUUCGGUUCUCCAACCACCCGGCAUGGCUGGGAACCACAGCAGCAACGCCGCCCUCUCAACUUCCUCCUCCUCCUCCUCCUCCUCCUCCUCCUCCUCCUCCUCCUCCUCCUCCUCCUCCUCCUCCUCCUCCUCUUCCUCCUCCUCCUCCUCCUCCUCCUCCUCCUCCUCCUCCUCCUCCUCCUCCUCCUCCUCCUCCUCCUCUCCCUCCCCUCCCUCCUACUCGCCUUCUUCGCCCUCCACCGCUCUCCCCUACGCCGCCACGCCAGUGCUCUCUCUAGGCGAUCUCAACGGGCUCACCCUCUCCUCUCUGCCCUUUGACAUGUUCUCCCCGCACCCGCCCUUCCGCCUCUCCUGUGUGGACCUCUGGCUGCCUCCUCCCCCAGUUGAGGGGUUUGUUACUGGAUUCAUUGACACGUUUCUGGGGGGCGACUAUGCGGCCGUGCACCUGAGGAGGGGACUAUGCGGCCGUGCACCUGAGGAGGUGAGCAUUGCGCUCCCUCCCUCAUUUUCCUCAGGUGAGCUAUGUGCACUGCCACUAGGGAAUGGAAUCAGGUCCGACUUCUCCCGGGUGUACCACCAUACUCACCAGACCAAGAGCCAUCCUGCCUUCCUGCCCAUCGUGGCAGUGGGGCGAUUCAUCAUGAGGCGCCUGGCCAAUCGCAGCGUGACAGCUGUCUACCUCGCCACUGACGCCAGCCAGUACGAGGUGGAGCUGCUGGAGAGGCUCCUCAUGGUUCUGCCGAAGGGGCUUCUGUCUGCCAGCCACUACGAGGUGCAGCUGCUGGAGAGGCUUCUCAUGGGCAUGGCGCCCGGUAGUCCGCUCAUUGUGGUGCGUCUGCCAGCCUUUGGCACCGAUUCUGACGAGUACCAGCGCUUCCCAUGGGUCAAGAGCACAGCUCUCUUUUUGGUGCGCCUGCCGGCCUUUGGCACCGAUUCAGAUGAAUACCAGUAUGCCAUUUGCAAAGCACAUCCCUAUUCACCCCCUUUUCUCCCUUCUCCCCCCUUUUUUCCCUUUCUCCUCAAUUGUCCCCCCUUCUUUCCCCCUUUACCCCUUCUCAUCCCUUCACCCCCUUUUCCCUCUUUCUCCCCCAUUUCCCCCUGUCUCCGCCCUCCUCCCCGUUUCUCCCCCUUGUCCCCCCAUCUCCCCCUUUUCCCCACAUCUCCCCCCUUCUCCCCGCUUCUCCCCGUUUCUCCCCCCUCUCCCCUCUUCUCCCCCCUUCUCCCCUUCUCCCCUUCUCCCCUUCUCCCCUUCUCCCCUUCUCCCCUUCUCCCCUUCUCCCCUUCCCCCCUUCUCCCCUUCUCCCCGUCUCCCCUUCUCCCCUUCUCCCGUUCUCCCCGUCUCCACUACUCCCCCCUUGCCCGCAUCUCCCCCCUUGCCCGCGUCUCCACUACUCCCCCCGUGCGCGCAUCUCCCCCCGUGCGCGCAUCUCCCCCCGUGCGCGCAUCUCCCCCCGUGCGCGCAUCUCCCCCCGUGCGCGCAUCUCCCCCCGUGCGCGCAUCUCCCCCCGUGCGCGCAUCUCCCCCCGUGCGCGCAUCUCCCCCCGUGCGCGCAUCUCCCCCCGUGCGCGCAUCUCCCCCCAUGCGCGCAUCUCCCCCCGUGCGCGCAUGUGGGCAGACAUUUCACGAGGCCGAGAGGGACAUGGAGGGUGGCACGAACACCAACGGCAUUGCGAGAGCGCUUGCAGAGAAGCACAUAUGCGCACGGGCGAAGCAUUUCAUUGGGACUCCUUACUCGUCCUAUUCCAAAGACAUCUUUCGCAUGCGAGAGGUGCAUGGCUUCGCGUCUUCCGCUGAUGCUUACAUUGAAGCAUUUUAA
Molecule: messenger RNA, 4335 nt
Organism: Closterium sp. Naga37s-1
Lineage: Eukaryota; Viridiplantae; Streptophyta; Zygnematophyceae; Desmidiales; Closteriaceae
Source: the annotation of a GenBank genome assembly